AAAAAAACAGAAAAAGGAGCUGUUAAUGAACGCAACAGCAGCAAGGCUUCGUUGGAUCAAAUCGAAGCGCCUGCUCAAUAUCAAUAUCAUCACUUUCUCUCUCCUCUUUUUUCUUCUUUCCUUUCUUUUUUCUGCAAUUUUUCUCCAAAUUUAUUUUCCCCCUUUUAUAUCAUUAAUUGAAAUAAAUAAUCGACACCCACUUUUUUAUUCCUAUUUUUUUUGCAGUUUAAGGAAAAUUAAUAAUGUGAUUAAAAAGAAAAAUUUAGAAAAAAAUACGGGUGGGAGAGAGAGAAAAUAAAAAUAAAAAUAAAAAUCAAAGCUUUAAUUUUUCCCUUCAUUUAAUUAUUUAAUUUAUUAUAUGGGUAUUUCCUUUUUUGUUUUUUUUGAUGGGGGUUACCUUCCAAUUUUCUCUUCAUUGCCGUUUUUCUCUUCCAUAUUGACAACAAUCAUAUUUCUUAACUAGGGUUGGUUUAUUGAUUGAUUGUUUCUCUUUAUUUUUUGAAUAUCAAAAAAAAAAAAAACCCUGAAAAAUUGAUUCAAUUUUACAUGGAACCUCGAGUUGGUAACAAGUUUCGACUUGGUCGGAAGAUCGGAAGUGGCUCUUUUGGAGAGAUCUACCUUGGUACUAAUGUACAGACUAAUGAGGAGGUGGCAAUCAAGCUUGAAAAUGUGAAAACAAAGCAUCCUCAACUGUUGUAUGAGUCCAAAUUAUAUAAAAUUCUGCAAGGAGGAACUGGAAUUCCUAACGUAAGAUGGUUUGGUGUUGAAGGGGACUACAACGUUCUAGUCAUAGAUCUACUUGGCCCCAGCUUAGAAGAUUUAUUCAACUUCUGUAGUAGGAAAUUUUCGUUGAAGACUGUCCUGAUGCUUGCUGAUCAGAUGAUCAAUCGAGUUGAAUUUGUUCAUUCCAAAUCAUUCUUGCAUCGAGAUAUCAAGCCAGAUAACUUCCUCAUGGGGUUAGGGAGACGAGCAAACCAGGUCUACAUGAUUGAUUUUGGUCUAGCGAAGAAGUAUAGAGACAGUACAUCCCAUCAACACAUUCCUUAUAGGGAGAACAAGAAUUUGACAGGGACUGCUAGAUAUGCAAGCAUGAACACUCACUUAGGAAUUGAACAAAGCCGAAGGGAUGACUUAGAAUCACUGGGUUAUGUUCUUAUGUAUUUUUUAAGAGGAAGUCUUCCCUGGCAGGGGCUGAAAGCUGGGACCAAGAAACAGAAGUACGAAAAGAUUAGUGAGAAAAAAGUCUCGACCUCUAUUGAGGCUCUAUGUCGAGGUUAUCCAACAGAAUUUGCAUCAUACUUCCAUUUCUGCCGUUCACUGCGGUUCGAUGAUAAACCAGAUUAUGCUUAUCUGAAAAGGAUCUUUCGUGACUUAUUUAUUCGUGAAGGAUUUCAGUUUGAUUAUGUCUUCGACUGGACUAUACUGAAGUAUCAGCAAUCUCAGAUUGUUGCCCCCCCUCCACGUGCUCUUGGUGCUGCUGGACCAAGCUCUGGGCUGCCUCAUGGCGCCAACGACAGACAACCUGGUGCUGAAGAAGGAAGACCGUCUAAUUGGCUUUCUGCAGACUCAUCUCGUAGGAGAAUGGCGAGUUUGCCUAAGCAGAAAAGUCCUGCUGGAAAUGAUCCAGCUGCAGCUAAAGACCCCAUGCUACCUAGCUCUCUUAUGAGAACAAGCACAUCAGCAAGGCGUGCUGCUGGGUCAAGUAGUCGUGAUGCAGUGUUUGCUGGGAGUGACGCAGAUGCCAGCCGCCCUGCUACUGGUGACCCGAGUCUUCAGAAAGUCUCGAGUGGACAUCGUAUUUCGCCAUUUGUAUCAUCGGAGCAUCCUCGUUCAUUUUCUGCCAGGGUAGCAUCAAAUGAACAUAAUCUUGAAUCUACCAUCAAGAAAAUUGAGGGCCUUAAUGUCAGCAAUGAAGAGAGGCCGUAGUGAUUGGUUUCUUCUCAAAGGUUUUAGACCUCUCUAGUUUCUCCCAUGUAAAUCUCAAAUAACAGUUUAUUUCUAUGGGAUCUUAUGUGUUCUUGUCUUUCUUCAAAUUUAGGUUCUGCAUGUUGUUCUUUUUUCUUCCCUUUAUUAUUUUUGUACAAUUUUUUUAGGACAGGCGAAAGCCAGAAAAUGAAGGCAUGAAACUGGAAGGCUUGAGGUAAGGACUCCGGUAGCACCGUAGCACUUGUAAAGAAAUUUUAAUGGAAGUCCCCUUCACUUGAGGUGGAAUGCACAAAUUUUACGUCUUGGAUUC
Messenger RNA from Beta vulgaris subsp. vulgaris (sugar beet), 2236 nucleotides. Its product is annotated as casein kinase 1-like protein 2. The record is from RefSeq and is a predicted model, not a curated record. Bases 547 to 1926 code for a protein of 459 amino acids. Gene Ontology annotation, biological process: peptidyl-serine phosphorylation; endocytosis; signal transduction. The transcript is spliced from 14 exons. Gene Ontology annotation, molecular function: ATP binding; protein serine/threonine kinase activity. Lineage: Eukaryota; Viridiplantae; Streptophyta; Magnoliopsida; Caryophyllales; Amaranthaceae. Gene Ontology annotation, cellular component: nucleus; cytoplasm.